AGAGAGAAAGUCAGAGAAAGAGAGAAAGUCAGAGAGAAAGAGAGUUAAGAGUGGUUGAGUUUGGGCUGUGAUGAUGUCACUAGGCGACAACUUUGGGGUUUAGUUAUGGCGGAGCUGAGCUCAGAGAGGAGUUGGGCAAAGUUUGAGAUUCAAGUGGGGCAAUGGAUCUGUACUGAUUUCGCUUCACUUCUCGCAGUUUAAAAGAAAGAGGGGGAAAGGGGUGUGUGUGGGUGUGGUGGGGGGGGGGGAGGAGAACAAGCGAUCGCCUGACCCACCGACCACAUACAUCACAUCACAUACAGAGAGUCACAGCGUUCCGAGCUUACCUGAGCAGUAUGGAGUGUAACCCCAGCUUCCUGAAGUCCUUCAGCAAUGGUUUCAAUGUCCAGGACGCUUUCCUCGAUAGUUCUGCCUCCGUCUCGCCCACCUUCUCCCAGCACUUUGCGUACCGGCGGGAAUCCGAAGAUGGCAGAUUGUCAGAUGUGUUCAAGGCCAGCGGCACCAUUCGGGUUUACCUGCCAAACAAACAACGCACCGUGGUGAAUGUGCGGCCAGGUAUGACGGUGCAGGACAGCCUGAAGAAGGCGCUGAAGGUGCGCGGGCUGCAGCCGGAUUGCUGUGCCGUCUUCAGGCUCCCACAUGAAGGCCCAAAAUACCGUAUAGACUGGGGCACGGACGCCACCUCCCUGAUUGGUGAGGAGCUGGUGGUCCAGGUACUCGAUCAUCUCCCCUUAACCACACACAACUUCGUUCGGAAAACCUUCCUGAAGCUGGCGUUCUGUGACAUCUGUCAGAAGUUCCUGUUGAAUGGUUUCCGCUGUCAGACGUGCGGCUACAAGUUCCACGAGCACUGCAGCUCCCGCGUGCCCACCAUGUGCAUCGACUGGAGCAACGUCAGAGCGUACCAGGCCACAGCACCGUAUUACCGGCAGGCAGCAGGAGAGGGGGUGGUCCCCUCCAUCACCCAGAUGACCACCCGCCGUGUCCGGGAGUCUCUCUCACGCCUCCCUGAGAGCUUACAGUACCGGAACUCCACCUCCCAGGCCGACCACUGCUCACUGCCCUUUCCGCUCGGAGAAGGUCAACUGUGCCAACGACAACGAUCGUCCUCCACUCCCAAUGUCCACAUGUCCAGCACACACAUGCCCGUCGACAGCAACGUCAUAGAGGACGCGAUAAGAAGUUACAAUCCAUCAGUCUCCCCGUCCGCGAUCUCACAUAGCCCGCCCAGCGUCAGCCCCACACGGGAGCCCAAACCCAAGUCUCCAAUUCAAACCCAUCGAGGUGGGAGGUCGCCCACAACGCCUGACGGAGCAACAAAGAUUCGUCCCCGUGUGCAGCGGGAUUCCAGUUACUAUUGGGAGAUAAAAGGGGACGAGGUGGUGCUGGUGAAGAGGAUCGGCUCCGGCUCAUUCGGGACAGUGUAUAAAGGGAAAUGGCACGGUGAUGUGGCUGUGAAGAUCCUGAAAGUCACUGACCCGACCCCGGAGCAGCUCCAGGCGUUCCGCAAUGAGGUGCAGGUUCUCAGGAAGACUCGGCACGUCAACAUCCUGCUCUUCAUGGGCUACAUGACCACCUUCAACCUGGCCAUCGUGACCCAGUGGUGUGAGGGCAGCAGCCUGUACAAACACCUGCAUGUCCAGGACACCAAGUUCCAGACCUUCCAGCUGAUCGACAUCGCCCGGCAGGCAGCACAGGGCAUGGAUUACUUACAUGCGAAGAAUAUUAUCCACAGGGACAUGAAAUCUAACAACAUUUUCCUCCACGAGGGGCUGACGGUGAAGAUCGGGGACUUUGGUUUGGCCACCGUCAAGUCACGCUGGAGCGGCUCCCAGCAGGUGGAGCAGCCGACAGGCUCCAUCCUCUGGAUGGCCCCCGAGGUAAUCCGGAUGGAGGAGGUUAACCCCUACAGUUUCCAGUCUGACGUCUAUUCGUACGGUAUCGUGCUGUAUGAGCUGAUGACGGGGGAUUUACCGUACUCUCACGUCAACAACCGCGAUCAGAUCAUCUUCAUGGUGGGGAGAGGCUUCCUGACCCCCGACCUCAGCAAACUCUACAAAAACUGCCCCAAGACGAUGAAGAGACUGGUGUCAGACUGUGUGAGCAGAGAGAAAGAACAGCGGCCGCUCUUCCCACAGAUUUUAGCUUCCGUUGAGGUGUUACAACAUUCACUGCCGAAGAUCCACCGCAGUGCGUCCGAGCCCUCACUGCACCGAGCGGCACAGAACGAGGACCUCAAUCCCUUCGCCCUGACCUCUACCAAACUGGUUGUUUGCUAGCCGAGCUCAGAGGGGGGAGCAGGCGGGGGGUGGGGGGGAGCGAAUUGUGGCUUCCCCCUGCGGACAAUACCUGGGGGUCUGGGGUGGAGAGGGGCCUUUACUCCUCCACCUCCUAGCAAAAAAAAAUUGAUCCUGAUAAAAAGCUGCUACUGGUCAGGUUUGGUUUGCAAACCUGUUCGGAUCAAACGAUAGGUCAUUUAACUCCCGUCGAGCAGAUUUACAGCGAAAACAUCACAGGCCGUCGCCCAGAGAGUGGAGCAGCCGAGCCACCGGCUUCAUUCAGCUCAGCUCAACGUCUGCCAUCAGCCUUCGUCACCGGCUCCGAGACGUCACUUGCACUUAAUUCAGAACGGCUGGGUCGGAGAUGGUGUUUUUUCAUCUCGCUCGCUCUCGCUCAAAUUCGCCCACAGACUGGCUAUACAGAUGAGGUGCUGUGUUGGUGGGCUGGUUCUCUUUCAAACAAAGGCCAAGAGAGCGAGCAAACUUGCGACAGAUUUUAAACUGACAGUAGUUCCGAGAUGCACUAAUGUGGUAAAAGCUGUGAGUGUCUGAUACAAGUGUUGAAGUGAUUAUAAAUAAUGGAGUUUUAAUUUUGUUUGCGUGAGUGUGACUGUAUGUGUGUGAGUGUGU
This is a messenger RNA of Callorhinchus milii (elephant shark), 2909 nucleotides long. It is a transcript of the gene raf1b, whose product is annotated as Raf-1 proto-oncogene, serine/threonine kinase b. Lineage: Eukaryota; Metazoa; Chordata; Chondrichthyes; Chimaeriformes; Callorhinchidae. Gene Ontology annotation, cellular component: mitochondrion; cytosol; plasma membrane. Bases 336 to 2279 code for a protein of 647 amino acids. The transcript is spliced from 17 exons. Gene Ontology annotation, biological process: protein phosphorylation; signal transduction. The record is from RefSeq and is a predicted model, not a curated record. Gene Ontology annotation, molecular function: ATP binding; protein kinase activity.